AAUUAACUUCUUCCUGAAUGUAAGAUCGUGGCUUGCUUGGACUUACCGCGAAAGAACCAAGGCUUUUUUUUGUCUUGAAAAUCUGGCCGUUAAAAAUGAAUGAAGGAAUUAAAAAAUCAUCAUCUUCUCUUAUCUCUCUUAACAGCAAAUUCUUUGUUCUUCAGAAGCUCCGUCUGUUUUCCAUGGCUUUCUCUGCAACCAUCUCACACAACACUUUCUCUUGUAUUCCUUCAUUCCAUCAGAGCCUAACAAGAAACCCGAUUCGUUUUCCGUCUUUUAGACCCAUAAAAGCUGCUUCAGAACCAGAGAAGGAAGCCAAAACUGAAGUGUCCAGCAAUGCUCAACCUUCAAGUUCGAGCACAGCUACCACUAAUCUUCCCAAAAAACCAGUUUAUUCGAUGAAGAAAGGACAGAUUGUGAGGGUGGAUAAAGAGAAGUAUCUUAACAGCAUCAAUUACCUAUCAGUAGGGCAUCCCCCUUACUACAAAGGCUUGGACUACAUAUAUGAAGAUCGUGGCGAGGUUCUGGAUUUACGCAUUUUUGAGACUGGAGAGUAUGCACUUGUUGCUUGGGUUGGCAUCCCAACUGCUCCUGCGUGGCUUCCAACAGAUAUGCUUAUCAAGUCGGAGAAGCUCAACUAUGAGAGAUUGUGAACAAAUGAGACACCAACAGUGGAAUUUCACAAGUGAUGAUGCAGACCACUUGUUUCCAUAUGAAAUUUGUUAUAAAUUACUAUGAUUCUAAUUCACUAUUGUUUACUAAUGUUGAAUUUCUGUCCAAAAUCAAUUCAGUAACAAAUU
Messenger RNA from Rubroshorea leprosula, 800 nucleotides. Lineage: Eukaryota; Viridiplantae; Streptophyta; Magnoliopsida; Malvales; Dipterocarpaceae. The record is from the annotation of a GenBank genome assembly.